AGUUGGCUAAGAAGCUUCAAAGUGACUCCAAGUUCGGUUACGGCUAAGGCUUUUGAUUGUGUUGAUAUAGCAAAUCACAUAGCUUUACAUCUUGUGUACUUGAACAAAUAAUAACAAUAGUUAGUGCCUGUAAUACUGAGAAGUGAAUUUUCCUAAUUACAAAGCACAAAUUAAGGCCAAGUGAAAUUAUAGCGGGAGUCUCGCAAGGACGUAUUUUGGGCCUGUAAUUACAAUGUCACGCUGAUUCAAAAACUGUACCCAGACUAACAAAAUGUUGUGGAAUUCAUUAGCGCUUUUGUUCUUGAUAGUGAAGACUGUCGGUGUAUUAAGUAAAGACUUAGAUGAGAGUGAGAGGACACUAAGGGCUGUUUUUGUUCAAAACUUGUUGAACAAACGAAAGUAUUUGGAAGGGAAAAUAAGGUUGAGCGGCCCUAACGAAUUCGAAGGGAACGUGUACAUUUACCACGCGGGACGCUGGGGGGCCGUCUGCGAUGAUUCCUGGGACGAUGCGGCUGCCACGGUCGUGUGCAGGAUCUUCAACAGAACUGGUGUGGCCACGUAUGGAGCGCAGUAUGGGGAAGCUACCAGAAGAUUCUGGAUGGAUGACGUAGUCUGUGAAGGCGAAGAGAAAUCACUAUCCCACUGCAUAUUCUCCGGUUGGGGAUCAUCAGAUUGUGAGCCCAGUGAAGCAGCUGGAGUGAUAUGCUUUGACAAAGAUAGUGAACUGUCUACGGAAUCUCCAAAGAGUAGCGAUAAGAAGAUUCUGGAAGCCUUGGAUCUGAAAUCUGCCAGUUUGCGACUUAGCGGUGGUCGGAGUAACAACGAGGGGAGAGUGGAAAUAUACCACAACGGAUCCUGGGGCAGCAUUUGCCCUGACGGCUGGACUGUCUACGAAGCCUCCGCCGUUUGUCGUCAUUUAGCCCUAGGGUAUGCCCAGCAGGCCCUCCAGACUGACUUCUACGGAGACUCCAGGAUAGUCCUCAGUGGAGUGAAGUGUGAAGGAAACGAAAGCAAUCUCUUCAUGUGCAGUCAUAGGGAGUAUGGAGACGUGGUGUGCCCUGGCGAAGUUGGUUACGUGGCAGCAGUGGUAUGCACACACGUGCUAGCCGACCUGGCCCUGGACACAACAGCUAUAGAAAGAACGUCCCAUCUGCAGGACGUGUCGAUGUACCAGCUCCAAUGCGCGAUGGAAGAGAACUGCUUGAGCAAAUCUGCUUAUGAGAUCAAGGAGAGGAAUCCAGACUGGCAAUUCGAGACGCGCCGACUCCUGCGCUUCACGGCUUCAUCUCUGAACAUUGGGAACGACGACUUCAGGCCGUACCUGCCCAAGCAUCUGUGGCAGUGGCAUCUUUGUCACAUGCACUACCACAGCAUGGAAGUGUUCGCGACAUUCGAUGUGCUUAAUAGCACCGGCCACCGAGUGGCGGAGGGUCACAAGGCGUCCUUCUGCUUGGAGGACAACACCUGCAUGCCUGGGGUCGAGAAGAAGUACUCCUGCAAGAACUAUGGGGACCAAGGUGUAUCAGUGAACUGCUCAGACGUGUACCAGUACACCAUCGACUGCCAGUGGGUGGAUGUGACAGACGUGGUGCCUGGCGACUACACUUUUAAGGUGGCAGUAAACCCCCAUGCCAGGGUAGCAGAACAACAAUACCAUAACAACGCGGCGACCUGCAAACUACGUCUGACAGACUCGUAUGCCUCGGUUUAUUCUUGUACGCUAGGACGACCGUGAAAUGGGAGUUUAGUAAGUAAAAAAACAUUUUUUUAAAUAAAAAAAUCUUUUUUGUUUAAUUUUUUUUUAAAGAUAUUUUGUAUAAUAAAACGUUGAGAGUUUGUAAAAUAAAACAAUAUGUUUGA
Ostrinia nubilalis (European corn borer) is the source of this 1860-nucleotide messenger RNA. It is a transcript of the gene Loxl2, whose product is annotated as lysyl oxidase homolog 2. Bases 272 to 1735 code for a protein of 487 amino acids. Gene Ontology annotation, cellular component: membrane. The transcript is spliced from 10 exons. NCBI's taxonomy places the organism in Eukaryota, Metazoa, Arthropoda, Insecta, Lepidoptera, Crambidae. The record is from RefSeq and is a predicted model, not a curated record. Gene Ontology annotation, biological process: peptidyl-lysine oxidation. Gene Ontology annotation, molecular function: protein-lysine 6-oxidase activity; copper ion binding.